GCCAAGAAAACCGGAAACCUCCGGUACUGAGCCGAGCGAGUUCGUUCCGCUGUUGCGUAGGUAUGGGCCGAAGGAGAGCGCCCGGUAGUGGGUCUGUGGGCCGGGUCCUAAUUCGGCAUCAGGCCCAGCGAAGCCGUAGCCGCCGUCAUACCGACUCCUGGUUGCACACAAGUGAACUCAACGAUGGCUAUGAUUGGGGUCGUCUUAACCUUCAGUCAGUGACUGAGCAAAGCUCCCUUGAUGACUUUCUCGCAACUGCAGAACUUGCAGGGACAGAGUUUGUAGCUGAGAAGCUUAAUAUUAAGUUUGUGCUCCCUGAGGCUAGAACUGGACUGCUGUCUUUUGAGGAGAGCCAGAGAAUUAAGAAACUCCAUGAAGAAAACAGACAGUUCUUGAGUAUACCAAGGAGGCCAAAUUGGGAUAGGAAAACUAGCCCAGAAGAACUGAAACAGGCAGAGAAAGAUAACUUCCUAAAAUGGAGACGUCAGCUUGUCCGGCUAGAAGAGGAACAAAAGUUGAUAUUGACUCCAUUUGAACGAAAUUUGGACUUUUGGCGCCAGCUCUGGAGGGUCAUUGAGAGAAGUGAUAUCGUGGUCCAGAUAGUAGAUGCUCGAAACCCACUCCUGUUUAGAUGUGAGGAUUUGGAAUGUUAUGUCAAAGAGAUCGAUGCUGAUAAGGAGAACAUUAUUCUCAUAAACAAGGCAGACUUGUUGACUGCUGAGCAGCGGUUCACCUGGGCCACAUAUUUUGAGAAAGAAGGUGUGAAGGUUAUUUUCUGGUCAGCUUUGGCUGAAACGCUCCAUCUGAGUGGUGACUCUAAGGACCAAGUAAACAGAGUUGCUGGAGAAUCCACCACAGCUGAUUCUGAAAGUUCCAGUUUGGAUGAGAAUGAGAUUUCACACAGUGAGACUGACCAUCUCCCACACAGGGGUUCUCUCUCACUUAGUGAAGAUUCCAUGAGUGGCAGAGAUGACAGUGAGUAUGAGGACUGCCAGGAGGAAGAGGAAGAUGAUUGGCAGACAUGCUCAGAAGACGGCAGCAGUCCUGAUGAGGGGACCUAUGAUCAGGACUGGAAGGCACACUGUACUGUAGAUUCUGAGGCUCAGAGCAGAACAGCCCCAGAGGGGCAGCAGAAACACAGUUUUAGCCACCUGGUAUCGAAGCAGGAAUUGCUGGAACUCUUUAAGCAGCUGCACACUGGAAAGAAGGUGAAAGAUGGGCAGCUCACUGUUGGACUGGUAGGUUACCCUAAUGUUGGUAAGAGUUCAACCAUCAACACCAUCAUGGGCAACAAGAAAGUAUCUGUGUCUGCCACACCUGGUCACACCAAGCACUUCCAGACUCUGUAUGUGGAGCCUGGCCUCUGCCUGUGUGACUGCCCAGGCCUGGUUAUGCCAUCCUUUGUUUCUACCAAGGCAGAGAUGAUUUGCAAUGGAAUCCUCCCAAUUGACCAGAUGAGAGAUCAUGUCCCACCCAUAUCACUAGUUUGCCAGAAUAUCCCCCGACAUGUUUUGGAAGCUACCUAUGGCAUUAAUAUCAUAAAACCUAGAGAAGAUGAAGAUCCCUACCGACCGCCAACCUCAGAAGAACUGUUGACAGCUUAUGGAUGUAUGCGAGGAUUCAUGACAGCACAUGGACAGCCAGACCAACCUCGAUCUGCACGCUAUAUCCUAAAGGAUUAUGUCAAGGGUAAACUACUGUACUGCCACCCUCCUCCUGGAAGAGAUCCUGUGACAUUUCAGCAUCAACACCAGCGAUUCCUAGAGAACAAAACAAAGGUUGAUGAAGUAAAAGUGCAGCUGGGCAGAAAUCAGAAGGCGAAGCAGAUUGAAAAUGUAGUUGACAAAACUUUUUUCCAUCAAGAGAAUGUGAGGGCUCUGACCAAAGGGGUCGAGGCUGUGAUGGGUUACAAGCCUGGGAGUGGACUGGUGACUGCAGCUGCUCUGAGUACUGAGAAUGUGACUGGGAAGCCUUGGAAAAAACAUGGCAACAGAAAUAAAAAAGAGAAAAGUCGUAGACUUUACAGACAUCUGGAUAUGUGAAUGGGGCUGAGCGAAAACAGCAUCCGCACUGUGCACAUGGACAGGAACAAAUGCUGCCGCCUCUGGAACUCCAGCACUGUGGACUGAACUCCGCUCCUGUGGACCAGUCACACCGAGACAGGGCUUCCCAAAACACCAAGUAGUCACCGGAGAGACCAGAAACCUCUUGCCAAAGUCUCAUGAGUAUUCAUUUGUAUAGCAUACACACAAAUACUUAUUACUUUUGAAUGUUUUUGAAAAGUUAUUAAAAUUAAUUUGCCAUUAA
Messenger RNA from Nannospalax galili (Upper Galilee mountains blind mole rat), 2307 nucleotides. It is a transcript of the gene Lsg1, whose product is annotated as large 60S subunit nuclear export GTPase 1. The transcript is spliced from 14 exons. The record is from RefSeq and is a predicted model, not a curated record. Gene Ontology annotation, cellular component: cytosol. The coding region runs from base 63 to 2042 and encodes 659 amino acids. Lineage: Eukaryota; Metazoa; Chordata; Mammalia; Rodentia; Spalacidae. Gene Ontology annotation, biological process: ribosomal subunit export from nucleus. Gene Ontology annotation, molecular function: GTP binding; GTPase activity.